Messenger RNA from Parnassius mnemosyne (clouded apollo), 981 nucleotides. NCBI's taxonomy places the organism in Eukaryota, Metazoa, Arthropoda, Insecta, Lepidoptera, Papilionidae. The record is from the annotation of a GenBank genome assembly.
AUGAAGGCGUCGGCGUGCCGAAUAAUGACCUUUUUCAUAGGUGCGGUAGAAAUAUGUUACAUGCCAGCCCCGGUAGGCGAUUGCAGUAACUGCUGUCCAAGAGAUGAUAGUGUGGACAUUCAGUACAAGCUUUUUACAAGGUCACAUCCAACGACGUUUCAAACGGUUCCUUCGAAUAAUUUCGCCGUUUUGGCUAGAACAGACUUUAAUACGUCAAAACCUACGGUCAUCUACAUCAUGGGUUUCUCAGAAGUCAUCACCGGACCCAGCACUACGACUUUAAAAAGAGAGUAUCUGACCGUCAGCGAUUGUAAUUUCAUAUCUGUGGACUGGUCACGUCUCAUUGCUUUCCCAUGGUAUGUUACAGCUGUUCGUAAUACGCGUUAUAUGGGAACUAAACUAGCGGAUUUUAUUCAAUAUAUGGAUUCGGUAGGUGCAAGAGCAUCGUCACUUCAUAUUAUAGGAUUCUCGUUGGGUGCCGAAGCAGCCGGCUUUGCGGGGAAAAUAUUAAAAACGAGGGGCAUACAAGUGGGUUGGAUUACUGGUUUGGAUCCAGCUUACCCUGGAUACAGAUUUACAAACAGAGAAGGUCACUUAUCCAAAGGAGAUGCGGCUUUUGUGGACGUCAUUCAUACGAACCCCGGCAUUUUCGGUUUUCUGCAACCGAUUGGCGACGUUGACUUUUAUCCCAACUAUGGCUCAUGGAUUCAGCCAGGCUGUUGGGUUGAUGAGCUUGUUAAGCAUAAGGAGAUCAGAUUCAUAUAUGGUUGCAGUCACAAUCGAGCUUGGCGUAUCUACGCGGAGUCGCUGAGAAACCCAACCGGUUUUCCAGCCACCUUAUGCAAACAGUGGAAAAGUCCAUCUAGCAAUUGCGGGUUUACGGUCGACGGUUAUAUGGGAAUUGCAGCUCGACCACCGAUGAGAGGUAUCAUGUAUUUGGAAACAAAUCAGAAGCCUCCAUUUGCGAAAAAUGGCCCAUGA